This is a messenger RNA of Carassius gibelio (silver crucian carp), 3448 nucleotides long. RefSeq names its product serine incorporator 5. NCBI's taxonomy places the organism in Eukaryota, Metazoa, Chordata, Actinopteri, Cypriniformes, Cyprinidae. The transcript is spliced from 12 exons. The record is from RefSeq and is a predicted model, not a curated record. Gene Ontology annotation, cellular component: membrane. The coding region runs from base 140 to 1519 and encodes 459 amino acids.
UGAGCGGGGACGCGCGGCGCGUGCAGAGAGAAUCGCGGGAGCACCAAACGCUCGAUCCACGGUCGCGUUAUCAGAACCUUACGAACUCAACAAUUGAAUUGGAUCGGUGUGUGUAAGGAGGAUUUGACUCGCUGUCAGCAUGUGUGCGCCGUGUUGUCUGUCUCAGCUGGCCUGCUGCUGUGGAUCGGCUGCCUGCUCCCUGUGCUGCGGCUGCUGUCCCAAGAUCAAACAGUCCACCUCCACACGCUUCAUGUACGCCCUCUUCUUCAUGUUGGCCACGGUGACCUGUGUCAUCAUGAUGUCCCCCACUGUGGAGACGGCAAUGCGAGAAAAUAUUCCUUUCUACAACGAAAUGUGUAAGAAGCUGAAUGCAGGGGAGAACUGCAGUACUCUAGUGGGCUAUUCGGCCGUGUAUAAAGUCUGUUUCGGCAUGGCCUGCUUUUUCUUCUUAUUCUCUGUGCUCACCAUUCGUGUGCGAACCAGCACAGGAUGCCGGGCAGCUGUUCACAACGGGUUUUGGUUCUUUAAGUUUGUGGCUUUGCUGGCCUGCUGUGCAGGCGGAUUUUUUCUCCCAAAUCAAGACAAGUUUCUAGAAGUCUGGCGUUAUGUGGGGGCUUUCGGAGGUUUUCUCUUCAUCAUCAUCCAGUUGAUGCUUCUCGUUCAGUUUGCCCACAGAUGGAAUCAAAACUGGAGCUCAGGGGUCAAGUAUAAUAAAAUCUGGUAUGCAGCGCUGGCUCUGGUCACACUGGUGCUGUUCUCCGUGGCAGUGGGAGCCCUGGUGUUUAUGAUCAUGUUUUAUACAGACUCAGAGGCCUGCUUCCUCAACAAGCUCUUCCUGGGUGUCAACGGCGGCCUGUGCUUCGUCGUGUCUCUGCUGGCCAUCUCACCCUGCAUUCAGACCUUCCAGCCCACCUCAGGUCUGCUGCAGUCCGCGGUCAUCUCCGUCUACGUCAUGUACCUCACUUUCUCCGCACUCGCCAGCAAACCCGUUGAAAUGGUGGAACGAAAUGGAAAAAAUGUCACCGUCUGCGUCUUUCCCUACAAAUCAGGACUGCAAAGCGACACGAACAUAGUGACGGGUGUCGGCACGGCCAUCCUGUUUGGCUGUAUACUCUAUUCUUGUUUGAUCUCCACCACCAAGAGGAGCUCAACAGCAUUGCAGGUGUACAGGAACGAUAUGCCUGAAAAUGAGAGAGCACGCUGCUGCUUCUGCUGCGCUGAUGAUACAGAGGACUAUGAUGAUGAGAAGACUGCUGGAGGGCAGAAUGUGAAGUACGAUGAGAGAGACGGCACAAUCUACAGCUACUGCUAUUUCCAUUUCGUUUUCUUUCUUGGCUCCCUCUACGUCAUGAUGACUGUAACCAACUGGUUUCAUUAUGAGAAUGCAAAGAUCGAGAGGCUGCUGGAGGGAAGCUGGUCAGUGUUCUGGAUCAAGAUGGCAUCCUGUUGGGUCUGCUUAUUUCUCUACAUGUGGACCCUGGUGGUCCCCAUGCUCUUCCCAAAGAGAUUCCAAGCCUAGAAACCCUUCACACAUGAUCCAGUAUCACCACUGUUCAUUUAAAACUACUGUGUGUUUGUGUGAGAGCUUGUUUUGUCUGUUUUUAAUGUUUUCUUUAAUAUUAUUUGAUUUAAUAGUUUUAGUAUAGUAAUGGCUUUUGGUUUCUCAAAAGCUGCUUGUUUUAUGUCUUUAAAUACGUUACAGAAAUCAUGUUACGAUUGCUCCCAUGCUGAUGUAGGGCUCUUGUUUUCCUCAAUACAUGAAGGUAGAAAAACAAAGCAUUGCUCAGGCUCACACAUCACCUGGAAGUGUCUUGCUAGUUACACUUUUAUUUUGGUAGCUGGAGAAUUCUAUGCAAAUCAACAAACCAUCUGUGAUUUUCGAUCAUUUGUCUGCCUUUUUGAAAGGUCUUCAAAUGUGUUUUAUUGUAGUGUUUCACUUCAAGGGUGUUUCAGUAAGGUAGCAAGGACUUUGAGCGAAUCAACAUAUUUAUUUAAUAGAAAUAUCUCUUCUCAGUGGAUAGGAAAGUGCUGCCUUGCAAAACCAGACCACUAUACCACCAGUUGCACUCUUGGAAACACGAUCAGGACCAGCCGAGGAAUUACUGUGCAAGGUCAUCCCUGUACAUAUAUGUGAAUAAAUGUACUCGUAUGAGAUGUCACUGCAUUUAUUGAAGCACCCUAAUAACGUCCUUUUAAAACCACACCAAAACAAUAUUUGCAAAGAAGUCCGCAACAUUCCUCACGUUUCCUAUCUCUCGGCUUCAUCUUAAAUCUCAGGUAGUGAUGAGUUCCACAUGCUGUUUCCCAUGAGUCACCAUUGUGAGGAAAGCAUGUGACUGCCAUUGCCAGUAAUUGUUUUUAUGAUGAUUUGGAAUGGAUGGGCAAAGCCAAGGCCACAUCGUAAUGCCCCAAAAUCCCAAACUGCCACACAGAUUGUUAUACGGCCAACAGCAACACUGAAGCUAUAGAUUUUUCUUUCUUAUUUUUGGAUUUUUGUUACAAUUUAAAUGGUGCUUUAGAACAUGGAUGUCCUGUGAUAUUUUAUUCUAGCUCAUGCACUAGACUUGCAAGCAUGUCAUUUGUCAAAGAACAAGUUUGUACGGUCUUUUAUACUUAAAAAGCAUCGUUUCAGCUACUCUGUUUAAUCAUUCAGAGGUUUUUGUUGCUAGAAGUGCAUGUCUGUAUUUCUUAUUUGUGGUGUUUAGUUUAAAUUUCCAGGAGCUGCCUGUGUUAGACAUCAUGCAGUACUUAUGGUGCUCCCUGGUAGAAAAAAAAAAAGUGUUGAAGUGUUGUCAAUGAAGGAAAUACAGUCUAAAACUGGAAUUAUUUUACAAUUUAUGGUUAUUUCCUGUGUAGCAGUUGUAGCUGUCCUACAUGUUUUGACAAAAACCAAAAUCUCUUUUAUUAGAAUUAGAGCUGGCAUGGCUUUAUAUUCCUGGUGAGGGUGAUGUUUUUGGCCUUUAUAUAAAUCCAAAUUAGCAAAUAGUUAAUGAUUGCCUUAAACACUACAUGCUAGAACUGCAUUAAGCUAUGAGCAUACGGUUUAUGUAACCACUGAACGAUUAAAUAUAAUGCUUUCCUUUAGUAACAGAUAUGCUGAACAUAAAGGUGACAUCUGAUUGCAAUAUGUGCUUUAUGUAAAUAGUCCAUUGUAAAGAUGACCACUAGAUGUACUCAUAAUGUUGCAAAAAAAAAAAAAAAAAAAAGUAAUCUUGCGCUUUGUGUUGUUCUCACUAAUUUUGCAUGAAGACAUUAUAAUCCAAAAAUAUGUACAGUAAGUUUACAAACAACUCUUGUUCUCAUUUAUAUGCAUUGAUUUUUCUUUAUUCAUUUCAAUACAUUCCAUUAAGGGAAGUCGUAUGAGUUCAAUUGCUGCAGGAUCAAUAUUCUUUUUAGUGUUUUUAUUGAUAUUGCCAGUUCUUUCAAUAAAAAAGACAAAUGAAUAAAA